UUUAGUAUCGCGAAUUAAUUUAAACAGCCCUCGAUAAAGGCCGAUGUAAACAGUUCCGCGAAAACUAUGAUAGCGAACGGACAGCAAACGAAGUGUCGUCCUCGGGCGCUGGGCAGUGUGAUCCUGCUGGUCCUGAGCCUGUGCCAGGUGUCCGGAGUGGCCAUCGCCCAGCCCGAGGGGCGUGUGGUGGGCGGCAGUGCGGCGGCGGAGAACAGUGCUCCCUACGCGGUGUCCAUGCAGUACGGUGGAACCCACUAUUGCGCGGCUAGUAUCCUGAAUGCCAACUGGCUGGUGACGGCUGCUCACUGCCUGACCAACAGUAACCAGGUCCUGGGCAGCACCCUGGUGGCGGGCAGCAAUGCGGUGGCCGGAACAGCCAGCACCACGCAGACGCGGAGCAUCACCUACUUCGUGAUCAACGAUCUGUACACUGGCGGAACCGUGCCCUACGACAUCGGACUGAUCUACACGCCCACCGCCUUCGUGUGGUCCGCUGCUGUGGCCGCUGUAACGCUUCCCUCCGCCGGAGUGGUUCCCACCGGCACCGCCAAUCUCUACGGGUGGGGCAGCAUCAGCACUACCAACACCGCCUCCUAUCCCUCGACCCUCCAGGUGGCCACCAAUGUGCCCAUCAUCUCGCUGAGCUCCUGUGAGUCCGCCCUGGGCACCAAGGGCAGCGAUGUCCACUCGACAAAUCUCUGCACCGGUCCUCUGACCGGCGGUGUCAGCAUUUGCACCUCGGAUUCGGGAGGUCCUUUGGUCCAAGGCAAUGUCCUCAUCGGCAUAGUGUCCUGGGGAAAGUUGCCCUGUGGCCAGGCCAACUCGCCGUCGGUCUAUGUGCAGGUAUCCUCGUUUAUUUCCUGGAUAUCGGCCAACCAACAGGCGCCCUAAAGUCCCGAAUUUAAACCUAUUUUGUCAAUAAAAGCAAUUCAAGUUGUGCCACUAGUGGUCAGUGACUUAAA
Messenger RNA from Drosophila rhopaloa, 962 nucleotides. RefSeq names its product trypsin delta. Lineage: Eukaryota; Metazoa; Arthropoda; Insecta; Diptera; Drosophilidae. Gene Ontology annotation, biological process: proteolysis. The transcript has a single exon. Bases 67 to 891 code for a protein of 274 amino acids. Gene Ontology annotation, molecular function: serine-type endopeptidase activity. The record is from RefSeq and is a predicted model, not a curated record.